Molecule: messenger RNA, 535 nt
Organism: Aspergillus aculeatus ATCC 16872
Lineage: Eukaryota; Fungi; Ascomycota; Eurotiomycetes; Eurotiales; Aspergillaceae
Exons: 2
Coding region: 72-341 (89 amino acids)
Source: RefSeq, a predicted model, not a curated record
CCUUCCACUACCAACUCCAAAAAAAAAACCACUUUCAAGCUCACGCUUAUCCUCUCUCCACCACCUUCAAGAUGCAGCCUACCGUUUUCCUCAUGGGCCUUUUCGCCGCCCUCGCCGUCGCCGCGCCCACUGCCCCCGGCUCCAGCACCGACGUUACCUCCAACGUCAACUCGAACAACCCCCAGGACAACAGCCAGAACGUCGACCAGACCCAGGUCCUGCCCAUCAGCGCCGUCAAGGAUGUCGACGUUGCCAAGAACAUUGACGUCAACGCCCUCAACGAUGUCUUGAACGACGCCGCUAUCCUGAACAACAACGAGAUCCCUAUCGACGUUUUGUAAGCGGUCUCGGCUUGCAACAGCGAUCACUGAGUCCUGUCGAAGGUCCACCUUCUCGAAAUCUUUUUCUGGGGGGAGGGGCAUUGGCGGCAGAGGAGUGGAGGCAAAUUAGUCUUGACUCGUGUUGUACUUAGACUCUUUCUCUUCUGAGGUUGAUAAUAAUUUAAUUGGAACGUGUUUAUACACCUGAAACCGGC